Molecule: messenger RNA, 1575 nt
Organism: Hippoglossus stenolepis (Pacific halibut)
Lineage: Eukaryota; Metazoa; Chordata; Actinopteri; Pleuronectiformes; Pleuronectidae
Gene: ntmt1
Product: N-terminal Xaa-Pro-Lys N-methyltransferase 1
Exons: 4
Coding region: 194-862 (222 amino acids)
Biological process (GO): N-terminal protein amino acid methylation
Cellular component (GO): cytoplasm
Molecular function (GO): N-terminal protein N-methyltransferase activity
Source: RefSeq, a predicted model, not a curated record
CAGACAGAGAGAGACAGAGAGACAGAGAGAGACAGAGGGAGAGAGAGAGAGACAGAGGGAGAGAGAGAGAGACAGAGAGACAGAGAGAGAGACAGAGGGAGAGAGAGAGAGAGAGAGAAACCGGGGACCGGGAGGAGACAGCUGACAGGAGAACAGAUUGUCAUAACGUGGUUUGAACUGGUCACCUGACAGGAUGGGGGACGUGGCACAAGACGAGACGAGCUUCUACUCCAACGCUGAGGGUUACUGGAGGGACGUGUCCCCCACAGUGGACGGAAUGCUGGGCGGCUACGGCAGCAUCUCCAACAUCGACAUCAACGGCUCCAAAGCGUUUCUGCACAAGUUCCUCGGUGAAGGGGACGGGAAGACGGGGACGGGCUGCGCUCUGGACUGUGGCGCCGGCAUCGGGAGGAUCACCAAGCGCCUGCUGCUGCCUCUGUUCCACACGGUGGACCUGGUGGACGUGACGCAGGAGUUCCUGGACAAAGCCAAGACGUACCUGGAGGAGGACAGCAAGAGAGUGGGGAACUACUUCUGCAGCGGCCUGCAGGACUUCGUACCCGAGAGCGGACGCUACGAUGUCAUCUGGAUCCAGUGGGUCAUCGGUCACCUGACGGACGACCACCUGGUGGACUUCCUGCGUCGCUGCCAGAAAGCCCUGCGGCCCAACGGCCUCAUCAUCAUCAAGGACAACAUGUCGUACGAGGGCGUGGUCCCUGACGAGGUGGACAGCAGCGUGUGCCGUGAGCUGCCGAUAGUUCGCAGCCUGGUGAGCAGAGCCGGCCUUCGCAUCGUCCACGAGGAGCAACAAAUGGACUUCCCCAAGGAGAUCUACCAGGUCCACACGCUCGCCCUCAGAUAGACGCCGGGAAGCGCGGCGGCCUCUUAUAUUUAAGUGUUUUUAUGUGGAAAUGGCGUUUCUCGAGUCAGCAAUCUAUUUGUGAUGUUCCUGGAAGUGUUGUGCAGUGUGAUGAGUUUGUGGAGCGUGUGCGUUGCUUAAAGCCGAGCCGUGUUUUCAGGACACACGGUAAAGUCACAUCACGCCUUCGUCCAGCUCGCGUUCAAGACGGACACGCUCCAGCUGCCUGUUUUAGUCCCUCAGGUCAGAGGUCAGGUCGGCCAAUCGAAACUGCUGCUGUGUGUGAAACACCUCGAUCUUUAUUCUUCCACAUGACGAACAGCAACGUUUGUUACUGUGGAAGUGUGACAUCACAUCCUGUCCUGGAGCAGGAAGACGUCCUUCUUCCAGUUUCCAGAUGUGGAGCCUCUUCAUCCCUUUUAAUCCUGCAACGCCACAAACUGUCCUCUCGUCACCGUCUGUCUCCUGAGUUGUGUAUUUUAUCAGAAAGGACGACGACAAAAGCAAAAUGAAGCUGCUGCUCAACGUUUGAACCCCCAGGACAGAACACCGUCGCUUGUGGUGAAUCGACCUUGGAUGGUUCAAAUAUUACGGCUGAUAAUCAGAAAAGGAUUUUUACCUCAGGAGCCACAGAUCUGGAGAGAUGACACGUUUCUAAACUGAAUCUUUUGAUAUUUGACGUCGUCCUCUUUAUUAAUAAAACUUUAUUAAUUCAU